AUGCCGUGGUCCCAGCUGGUCGCCGCUGCUCGCAGCUGUUAUCGAAAUCUCAUUCCAUCUGUACCAGACGCGACCGUUCUGGAUGCGCCAGAUAGCCUCGUCCAGGUUGUAUCUCCAGCACCAAAGACCUCCCGACCCGCCGUCAAGCGCAAGCGCAGUUCAUUCGCCAGCGAGCGGUCAAAAGUCAGGGACAAGCUGGCUAGAAACCGCAGCCGAUCGCACGACAAGUACCUUGCGCGACAAGCGCAACUGCACAUGGAGUUCAUCCUCAAGAAUGGUACAUCUCGGCUGCCGAAACUUCCGCUGCCAGAUCCAGCCAACCAGCCAUUUCGUCUCCUCGAUCUCCCGGAUGAGCUCUGGUCCAAGAUUGGGAAGAUGGUGAUUGACGACAUUCCCUCCCUUCAUGUUGCGCUACCUCCACCACGAUCCUACUUCACGACCGGCUCUCUGGUCUCGGCUUUGCUUCCCAAUAUCGACUACAACGUGGAAAGCUUCUACUACUACCACCACGAGCGCAUCGACAAUUCGACAUACUUCAUAGACAAACUCUCCGCUCCAGAAUUCAAGACAUCCGCGGUACUUCAGACCUGCUCUGCUCUUAGGAACGAGCUACGACUUUACUACUACAGCAGUAACAAGAUCGGCGUGACUAUGGGUCCCAGAGAUGGCUACAACACCCCAGACGACAGGCAUGUUGGAAACUACUUAAGAGCGAUUGGAGCAGACGCUCGACGUCAGCUUGGAGCUUUUGAGGUUAUUGGGGUCCCGCUUCGCCGCGGUAUUGCUUCUCGGUGCAUCGAGGAGAACCUAUUCGGGCGUGGAGACUUGUUCGAACAUGAAGGGUCAUAUCGUAAUAAAGGGAUCAGGUUUACGGUGGAGACUGAUCGCAAGCCUUGCACCGACGAUCAUGGUGGAGCGGGCGAUUGUGGAUAUGAUACGAUCAAGUGGAAGUUGCAUUUUCAGUGA
This is a messenger RNA of Zymoseptoria tritici IPO323, 966 nucleotides long. RefSeq lists its product as uncharacterized. Bases 1 to 966 code for a protein of 321 amino acids. The transcript is spliced from 2 exons. Lineage: Eukaryota; Fungi; Ascomycota; Dothideomycetes; Mycosphaerellales; Mycosphaerellaceae. The record is from RefSeq and is a predicted model, not a curated record.